Molecule: messenger RNA, 1528 nt
Organism: Eubalaena glacialis (North Atlantic right whale)
Lineage: Eukaryota; Metazoa; Chordata; Mammalia; Artiodactyla; Balaenidae
Product: BUB3-interacting and GLEBS motif-containing protein ZNF207-like
Exons: 1
Cellular component (GO): nucleus
Source: RefSeq, a predicted model, not a curated record
CUCUUCAGCUAGAUUUUCCUGCUUGUUUUCUCCUCCCUUUUUUUUUGUCGGUAGAGUGCAGUUAUGGGUCGCAAGAAGAAGAAGCAGCUGAAGCCAUGGUGCUGGUAUUGUAAUAGAGAUUUUGAUGAUGAGAAGAUCCUUAUACAGCACCAAAAAGCAAAGCAUUUUAAAUGUCAUAUAUGUCAUAAGAAAUUGUAUACAGGACCUGGCUUAGCUAUUCAUUGCAUGCAGGUGCAUAAAGAGACAAUAGAUGCAGUACCAAAUGCAAUACCUGGGAGAACAGACAUAGAGUUGGAAAUAUAUGGUAUGGAAGGUAUUCCAGAAAAAGACAUGGAUGAAAGAAGACGACUUCUUGAACAGAAAACACAAGCAGAGAGUCAAAAAAAGAAGCAACCAGAGGAUUCUGAUGAAUAUAAUGAUGAUGAUUCUGCAGCUUCAACUUCAUUUCAACCACAGCCUGUUCAACCUCAACAAGGUUAUAUCCCCCCAAUGGCACAACCAGGACUACCACCAGUUCCAGAAGCACCAGGAAUGCCUCCAGGCAUACCUCCAUUAAUGCCAGGUGUUCCUCCUCUGAUGCCAAGAAUGCCACCAGUUAUGCCAGGAAUGCCACCUGGAAUGAUGCCAAUGGGUGGAAUGAUGCCACCUGGACCAGGAAUACCACCUCUGAUGCCUGGUAUGCCACCAGGUAUGCCCCCUCCUGUUCCACAUCCUGGAAUUCCUCCAAUGACUCAAGCACAGGCUGUUUCAGUGUCAGGUAUUCUUAACAGACCACCUGCACCAACAGCAACAGUUCCAGCUCCACAGCCUCCAGUUACUAAGCCUCUUUUCCCCAGUGCAGGACAGGCUCAGGCAGCUGCCCAAGGACCUGUUGGUACAGAUUUCAAGCCCUUAAAUAGUACCCUUGCAACAACUACAGAACCCCCAAAGCCUACAUUCCCUGCAUAUACACAGUCUACAGCUUCAACCACUCGUACAACAAACAGCACUGCAGCUAAACCAGCAGCUUCAAUAACAAGUAAGCCUGCUACACUUACAACGACCAGUGCAACCAGUAAGUUGAUCCAUCCAGAUGAGGAUAUAUUGCUGGAAGAGAGAAGAGCACAGUUACCUAAAUAACAACAUAAUAUUCCUCGACCAGGAGAGGCUCCCAUUGGUAAUCCACCCAUUGGACCAAUUGGAGGUACGAUGCCACCACAGCCAGGCAUCCCACAGCAACAAGGAAUGAGACCCCCAAUGCCGCCUCAUGGUCAGUAUGGUGGUCAUCAUCAAGGCAUGCCAGGUUAUCUUCCUGGUGCUAUGCCGCCGUAUGGGCAGGGACCGCCAAUGGUGCCCCCUUACCAAGGUGGGCCUCCUCGACCUCCAAUGGGAAUGAGACCUCCUGUAAUGUUGCAAGGUGGCCAUUACUGAUCUUACUUCAUCCAGUCUAAUAGGUUUGGAGAUUAAACCUUUUCUCAGCUUGUGCUGUUUAUAUAGCCAAGCUUCCGUCAAUAAGGCUUCAUUGUGACUUUAACAAACAUUAUCUUCC